AUGCCACCACCACCACGUUCCAAGGGAUCCACAUUCAAUCCGAACCCACAACCUCGAGCCCGCUUUUUCGACGUCUUCAACUCCGCCUCGACGGGUCAUCAGGUUGCCGAUGGCGGCGGCGCCCGCGGGCGCGAAUGGCGGAUCACCCGGCAGGAGAAACUGGCGCGGCAGUUUGGGUCCAGGGAUGGGGAUUGCACUUCUUCGCCUGUCUUGACACCUGUUGCUGCUGCUGCGGAGGGAAUAGGGGAUGAGGGUGGGGAGGAGGAGGAGGAGGCGGGGAGGGGAGAGUGGGUGUUUGCUGCUGCUGCUCAUUCCGAUUCUAUUUGCUCUGGGAACAACAACAACAGCAGCAGCAGCAGCAACAGCAACAGCAACAGCAACUACUCCAAAAACGUCGGUGCGGGAUCGCACUUUGCUGCUCAGCAGCACUCGCAAUUGCGCUCGGCGCAUAAUGGGCCGAGACAUGUCCAAUUGGGGGUCCGGGCUUCCUUCUCAUCGACAUCAACGGGCCAGAUGGAUAUACGAAAUAUGUUUGGUGGGCAGGUUCGCAAACGAGGAUACCCUGAGGCUGUGAGUGAUGGCUCUGGUGGUGGUCAAUCCAGAGCAAUUGGGAUGAAGAAAGCGAAGGUGCAGACGCAGUAUAGCCUUGACUGGGCUACAGAGAUAGCACCGGCAGCAGCAGCAGUAACGACGACAACAGCAACAAAAGGAGAUGUAUCUGCGCUACCCCUCAUACCCACUUCCUUCAAGUCUCAUCCCACACCUACACCUUCCAUCACCUCGACGACCACGACCACGACCACGAUCAAGAAAUCAACAACACCAACACUUCCCUCAAAGACAUCUGCAACGACCCCUUCUACCUCAUGCGAAACUAUACCGCCAUCCCUGCAUAUCGAACCCAUGAACAACAAAAAGAUCUUCAGCUCCCUCACCAUCCACAUCAACGGCCAAACAACCCCUCUCAUCUCCGACCACGCUCUCAAGCGCCUCCUAGUCUCUCAAGGAGCUACCCUUAGCCUCUCCCUCUCUCGGAAGAUCACGCAUGUCAUCAUUGGAGUCCCCAAUGCGGGACCGGGCAACGGCGGCGCGGGAGGUGGACUCGCCGCUAGCAAGAUCCAGAACGAGCUCCAGCGCGGAGGAUGGAAGGGGGUGAAGAUUAUAGGGGUCCAGUGGUAA
Aspergillus fijiensis CBS 313.89 is the source of this 1179-nucleotide messenger RNA. RefSeq lists its product as uncharacterized. Bases 1 to 1179 code for a protein of 392 amino acids. The transcript has a single exon. NCBI's taxonomy places the organism in Eukaryota, Fungi, Ascomycota, Eurotiomycetes, Eurotiales, Aspergillaceae. The record is from RefSeq and is a predicted model, not a curated record.